Fusarium oxysporum Fo47 is the source of this 769-nucleotide messenger RNA. RefSeq lists its product as uncharacterized. The record is from RefSeq and is a predicted model, not a curated record. The coding region runs from base 114 to 629 and encodes 171 amino acids. The transcript has 3 exons. NCBI's taxonomy places the organism in Eukaryota, Fungi, Ascomycota, Sordariomycetes, Hypocreales, Nectriaceae.
CGUCAGCUGCUGUCAGUGCUCAAUAAGCAAUUCAGAUUAUCGAGAACUAAAACUUCUGAUUACCCUCUUCCAUCUUCAUUCCUAUCAACACUUACUCUCACCCAAUCAUCAGAAUGAAGACAUCUUUUGCACUUGCCGUCUUGUCGCUCUUCUAUACGCACUGUCUCGCUGCCUCAGUUGACAUGUGGUCUUCACCUCUCAAGGGGCGAGCUGCACUCAAGUACGAAGCCAUCGAGCCUGAAGUUAUUAAGGCUCGCCUUGGUACUACUCCUGACGAGAACAGUGAAGGGGGUCGAGAGUCUGGCAUGGUUUACUUCUGCCGUGAGGAGAACUGGGGAGCUCCAUGUUUCGCCUAUCGUCCUGAACUUGAAUAUACAUGCAAUGAGCUAGGCCCUGAGCUAAAGGGACAUAUCGGAUCUGUUUUCAUUGAUCCUGGUAUGAUCUGCCGUCUAGCUGGAUUCAACAAUGAUCGAUGUGCCCCGAUCAAAAUAUUUGCCUGGCCCGAGACCCAACACGGCUGGCCUGACCUAUUCCAUCAGAAUGCCCCAGGAGGAGCUAUGAAUCUCGGAGCCGCAACAACACAUUUCACAUGCGCUGAGUGUACCAACUGCGUUGAGAAAUCUGGAUAAGACAGGCGGAAUAUGGGUGAUUGAUGGAUGAAAUGGAAGUUUGAGGAGGGAUAGAUGUCGUCCCGGGCAUAUCAAGCUUGAACAAGGGUAAUCAAAUUAAUAAGCUCUAGUUAGAGCACUUCUUAGCUCAUGAACUAGUA